AUGGUGUUGUGUGAAGCCUGUGAAGGGCAUUGUCUUGGAGUUGCCACUUACAAUGUGUUGAUUGAUGGGUAUUGCAAGGUUGGUGAUAUGAAGGCUGCUCUUGAUGUUUUGCAGUUGAUGAAGAAGAAUGGGGUCAACCCAAAUGUCCAAAUUUUUAAUGUAGUGAUCCAUGGAUUCUGUUGUGACAGUAAAGUGCAUCAAGCGAUGGCCUUCUUGACACAAAUGGUUGGGGCUGGGUUGUCGCCAAAUACUGUUACAUUCAACCCGCUGAUAUCUGGUCAUUGUAGCAUGGGUGAAAUUAAGAUUGCUAUCCAGUUGCUUGGUUUGAUGGAGGAUUAUGGCGUUCUUCCAGAUCGACAAACUUAUGCCAUCUUUAUAGAUGCUCAUUGUGAGGUCGACUAG
This is a messenger RNA of Triticum turgidum subsp. durum (durum wheat), 402 nucleotides long. The record is from the annotation of a GenBank genome assembly. NCBI's taxonomy places the organism in Eukaryota, Viridiplantae, Streptophyta, Magnoliopsida, Poales, Poaceae.